UCACAUAUAUGCAGCUGUGCGGGCCACGUUUUGCACGAGCACGAGAGCCCAUUCAUUUGAAUGGACUCCCGUGCCCAUGACACGCAGGGAAGAAGUCCAUCCACUUCUUUGGAAAAUGCAGCUUAUACGGGAACCUCGGUUCCCAGUACGGUUGUGUUUUCAAGUGUGUGCGGCGUGCCAUUAGAACUAAUGGCACCCGCCUGCGGGAUGGCACCCGGUGGUGGCGUGGCUGCACUCCGGACAGGACUGUCCCUCGGUCCGGACCGCGGUUCCGCCAUUUAGUGAACACUGAUGUAGAC
Molecule: messenger RNA, 299 nt
Organism: Staurois parvus
Lineage: Eukaryota; Metazoa; Chordata; Amphibia; Anura; Ranidae
Source: the annotation of a GenBank genome assembly